AUGUUGUCAAUCCUACGCAAGGCCCGAUUAAAGGAUAAGGAGAUGAGGAUAUUAAUGCUCGGACUCGACAAUGCGGGCAAGACCACCAUCGUCAAGCGCAUUAUGGACGAGGACAUCACCACCGUCAGCCCCACGCUAGGGUUCAUCAUCAAGACCAUCGAUUUCAAUGGAUACAAACUCAACAUCUGGGAUGUCGGCGGCCAGAGAACCCUCCGUUCCUACUGGAAAAACUACUUUGAAAAGACCGACACGCUGGUCUGGGUCGUCGACGCCACUGACCGCCUGCGCGUUGACGAUUGCCGUCAGGAGCUAGCGGGUCUGCUCCUGGAAGAGGUAGGAGAGCAUCCCAUCUACCACAUGCAAUCUCUGAACAAGCACACUGAUGCAUUUGGACGCAUACAGCGGCUCAUGGGGGCCAGUCUUCUAGUCUUCCUCAACAAAACCGACGUGGAAGAGUGCAUGACCGAGGAGGAGGUCCGAGAGCGACUGGGCUUGGAUUUGAUCGUAACCCAUAAAUGGACCAUUCUGCCCUGCAGUGCGAUGACGGGCAAGAAUCUGAAAGAAGGGUUGGCGUGGGUGGUACAGGACGCCAAAGACCGGCUUUUCCUCUACUGA
This is a messenger RNA of Penicillium riverlandense, 615 nucleotides long. Its product is annotated as Small GTPase superfamily ARF/SAR type. The transcript has 5 exons. NCBI's taxonomy places the organism in Eukaryota, Fungi, Ascomycota, Eurotiomycetes, Eurotiales, Aspergillaceae. Gene Ontology annotation, cellular component: microtubule cytoskeleton; cytoplasm. Bases 1 to 615 code for a protein of 204 amino acids. Gene Ontology annotation, molecular function: GTP binding; GTPase activity. The record is from RefSeq and is a predicted model, not a curated record. Gene Ontology annotation, biological process: protein folding.